Molecule: messenger RNA, 3174 nt
Organism: Callorhinchus milii (elephant shark)
Lineage: Eukaryota; Metazoa; Chordata; Chondrichthyes; Chimaeriformes; Callorhinchidae
Gene: atp1b4
Product: ATPase Na+/K+ transporting subunit beta 4
Exons: 9
Coding region: 180-1136 (318 amino acids)
Biological process (GO): sodium ion transport; regulation of DNA-templated transcription; potassium ion transport
Cellular component (GO): nuclear inner membrane; sodium:potassium-exchanging ATPase complex
Source: RefSeq, a predicted model, not a curated record
AGAGGCAGUGAGUGCAAAGUGCACCAGUGAUGUUGAAGUUGGGUUAAGACGUGAACAGAUCGCGUUUGCAAGCUCUGCACAUUCAUCUCCAGGACAGACAGCGAGGGGUCCUUGGAAAGAACAUCACAGGACGGCACAGCACUGCGAGAGGCUCACCAGGAAUUGGGGCUAAGAUCCAAAUGGAGAGGAAUUCCAGAGCCACAGGUGGGGCUGAAGGCAAUGAUCCUAAGCAAUCGGCAACCCCGGCUGCGGACAAGAGGAACAAGCAAAAGGAAGACAAUGAGAUUGAAGUGAAACCGGUAGAAACUUUCUAUCAAAAGAAAGAGAAUUUUAAAACUUACGUGUGGAACCCAGAGAAGAGAAAAUUGCUCGGGCGGACGUCCAGGAGUUGGUUUCUCAUCCUGUUAUUCUACACCAUCUUCUACAUCUUUCUGGCUGGGAUGUUUGCUCUGUGCCUUUAUAUAUUGUUGCUGACGAUCAGUCCAUACACACCGACGUACCGAGACCGACUUGACAACCCAGGGGUCACCAUACUACCAAAUCUCGAAGGAUCUGAGAUUUUCUUCAACAGAUCAGAGAAGAGUACAUGGUCAGAAUACGUGAAAAACAUGCAUCGAUUUCUUGAAUCGUACAACGACAGUGUCCAAGCCGAUAAGAACAUUCAAUGUUCUCCUGGAAGUUACUUCACACAGCAGAAAAAUGAAAGUGAGGAAAGAGAAGCCUGUCAGUUCAAUCGGACUUUGCUGAGAAACUGCUCUGGAACUGAAGACCCCAACUUUGGCUACUCUCAGGGGAAGCCCUGCAUCCUUCUAAAGAUGAACAGACUCAUUGAUUAUCAGCCUGGUAAGGGAGUGCCGCCAUAUGUGGAUUGUGAAAUAAUGAAAGGAAUGGGAGCAAACGUUGUAAUUCACUUCUAUCCUAAGGGCGGAAUCUUCGACCUGAUGUAUUUCCCUUACUAUGGCAAACAGAGACAUGUAAACUACACAGUUCCGUUGGUUGCAAUGCAAUUUGAAAACUUGGAUAAGAACACCCCAAUCACUGUUCAGUGCAAAUUAAACGGGCCUGACAUCGUAAACGACAUCUACAAAGAUCGCUUUUCUGGCAGGAUUUUCUUCACAUUUCUUCUCCAAGCAUAGUACCGAACCGACCUUUAAUUCACUGAGUUGUCUGUAUAUUAGUACAAUAGGACAGCGUGAGCUUCUGCACCGACUAGUGGGAAGUGGAUAUUAGCACACAUUUGAUACUUUAAUUAAAGUAUCAAACAAUUACAUGAAUUGAGAGAUAAAUCUGACUUUAUGGAAAUACCGCAUCAAAUAAGCCCAACCGUAACAUUUCAAUUCUCACGUUUUGGUAUCUUCGAUCUGCAUUAAGUGUAAAAAUUGCAACAGGGCAGUACCUGCACAUUUAAAGCUUGUGAAUUUUUUUUCCAUAAAAAGCUCCAUUAUCAAAUAUACAGUCAACUUCUCAAGUUGAAGAAUUCCCUAGGCUGAGUCAGAGUAAACUGUUUUACUAACAAUCAUGAUGGAGCUAUUGGGAGUCAUUAUCCAUCAAUCCUGAAAAAGUUACCUUUUCUUGGAAGUGGGGAAAUUAUAUUUGUCCCCAAAUCUGGUGAAAUGUUGUAGCUUGUAUAUAUUUCUUCUUAAAAAAAACCCUUUCUAUACAAGUUUUCUCCAUGAUUGAGUCAUUUCAGUGAUUGGACAGCUCUAACCAUUAAUCUGAACCACAAAUUCUGUAUCAAUUCUCUCAGUGAACAAAAGCAGUCCAAUUCCAAUGUGUGUCAGCGUGGCUCAGUGGUAGCACUCUCGUCUCCGAGUUAGAAAGUUGCGAUUUAUAACUCCCUUGCUUUUGUAUUCUAUACCUCUAUUUAUAAAUUUUAGUCUAUUUAUCUUACCCUAUUUAUAAAACAUUGUAAAUGUAAAACACUGAAGUUGGGGUUGUUUUUAUGUGGUAUGUGACUUGGUUCACUUAAGAAAGAAUAUUGUAUCUCUUUUGUGAAUUGUGCUUUCUCUUGGACAGAGAAUGUGUUCAAGUGGUCCCUUUACUCGAAAUGUCUGAGAGAUGUACAAAAUGUGCAAUAAGUGUCAAGAAUUUGUGGGGGGUGGUGGUGGGGAGAGAGAAAUGGUCUAUAGUAUAUUCAUUAUUCCUGUUAUAAUUCCGGUUAUCCCACAGAAACUCCACUUCGGAAGUAGGUUACUGAAUAUGUGGCCACAGUAGUAUGAUGCACAAUUCCAGUUAAUGGAAGGAAUCCCCAUUUCCACAACUGAUUCCUCAAUUUACUCUUAACAGAUAUUGGUUCCCUAUACUGCUACUAACUUUAAUUGUUCCAACUGUCCUAUUAAAUUAUUAAUCCAGUGAAUUAAAAUUCUUUCAAAUUCAUUGGAUAGAUCACAUAGAUCUUCUGAAAUAAUAUAGUAGCAAUAGCUUUUUUUAAAAAAACAGCCAGAUAAAUAAUUUGACUUGCAUGAGAAAGGAAAAAAAUUAAGUUUAAAAAUCUCUUUACCCAUUAGAAUAUCCAGUUUACUUACACUGGAAGGCUACAUCAUAGCUGCCUGAAAAAAAUUAGUUUGCACCAGAAUACAUUGAAGAGGAACUGUGGGCUUUCUUCGUAUCUCUCACCAAACUCCCCCAAACAGAACAUAAGCAAUUUGGGGAUACUGAACAUACAAGCUGUCAGUUGGUUACCGAUAAGAAUUUUGAAGGUCACAAGAUAUCCGUUAAUACAUAAAAGCAAUGUUGGAGAAAGAAAAUUCACAGUAAAUAAAAGUAUGGGAUGAGUUGGGGUGAACUGUUGCUUAACCCUAGAGUAAAUCAGCAGCCUUUCGCAACGAAAGUCAAAUAUAAGAUUACGUUUUUAUUUCAAGCUUAUAAAUUUGAAUGAUAGUCAUGAAACUAAAUCAACAUCCUCAUAAGUAACAAUGCAGACUGUGUCUGAAUUACAGAUAUUAUAACUGCAGCAUUAAGUGAUCAAUUUUUAGCCCCAAAGUUUACAACCUCCCACCUCCCCUUCCCAUUUUCCAAAAAGCUUUAAAAAACCUUAGGGUAGGGCAACACUAUCUGUGACUACAUUGUUCAUUACGUGGAUAAAAGAUGUGGCAUCACUGUAGCACACCAUUGCAACAAAACAUAUACCUUCGGAGUUUAUUAAAUCUUUAAAUACUGUACUCUUAAACUGCA